Vigna umbellata (rice bean) is the source of this 389-nucleotide messenger RNA. The record is from RefSeq and is a predicted model, not a curated record. NCBI's taxonomy places the organism in Eukaryota, Viridiplantae, Streptophyta, Magnoliopsida, Fabales, Fabaceae.
UAAUGUAUAUAAAGUAAAAUAACGUUCUUUAUUGUCCUCAUGCAGAGUCCUUCUUUGUCAAGAAAUUCAGCCCGUGGAAUAUUUUGCUCCCGGUCCCUCAAUCUAAGGUCAAUUAGUGCCAUUGGAUAUGACAUGGACUAUACCUUGGUGCAUUAUAAUGUGAAGGCUUGGGAAGGGCGGGCCUAUGACUACUGUAUGGAAAACCUCAAGAAAAUGGGUUUCCCUGUGGAUGGACUUACAUUUGAUCCAGACCUGGUUAUUAGAGGUCUUGUCAUAGAUAAAGAGAGAGGUAAUUUGGUUAAAGCUGAUCGAUUCGGUUGUAUAAAAAGAGCUAUGCAUGGAACCAAGCUGUUAUCUACUCAUGCUGUGAGGUAAGUGUGCUGAGCAUC